Mytilus trossulus (common blue mussel) is the source of this 3237-nucleotide messenger RNA. RefSeq lists its product as uncharacterized. NCBI's taxonomy places the organism in Eukaryota, Metazoa, Mollusca, Bivalvia, Mytilida, Mytilidae. Bases 148 to 2508 code for a protein of 786 amino acids. The record is from RefSeq and is a predicted model, not a curated record. The transcript is spliced from 13 exons.
AUUCGCUCGGAACUCUUCUUGCAUUAUUGUUAACAACUGCAUUUGUGCGGGAUUUUUUUUAUUUUUCUGUUCUACCCAAGAAUUUGAACAGUUGAAGAAGAAAGAAAGAUCAAGAAAGAAACAGGUUGACCUCUGUAGUAUUAAAACAUGUCCAUCCUUGGUGAGCAUCCACAGAAAAUUACAGAGAAAAGUUUGAGUUACCUGUUAAGCCUUACACGGCUUGACAUAGAAAGUCAAUCAAUGACCAGACUAGCAGCGUUAUCAGUCAUUCAACAGUUAAUGACAAUAGACCCUACUGGUGAUGUCAGAACUCUUUUCUUAAGCAAUGGAAUUUUAGAACAGGUUUUAAUGGAAUUUGAUUUUGGUUUUGAAUCUGAAGAGAAUUCCACUUUUCUUGAAGUGUCCUUAAAUAUUUUAUGGAAUUUAUCAAAACUUGCUAUUUGUCCGGUACAGCCCCUUAUUUCUGAGGUGGUAUUUCGUAGACUUAUGUUACUCUUUGAUUCAACAUCUUCAUUUUACACAUUCUCAUCACAAUUUACAUCAACAGUGAAAAACCUUUGCGAAAAUAAACAUUUAGUUGGACAUGUUUCACCAUGUACAAUAUCAGUUAAAGUAAAGGAAGAUAUUACAAAGGCUACAUGUGGUAUGCUUAGAACUGUUAGUAACUUUCCAACUGAGGUGCAUGUCUGUACUUUGUACGACACAAAUGAUCCUGACAAUGAAAUUGAUUUGACAGCUCAUCUUGUUUCAAACAAAUUAGCAUGGCCAUUAGAUACAAAAAGUAAACCUAAUCAACAGAAAGAAGAUGAAUCUGAAAAUGUUUGGAAGGAUGUCAUAGUGACAGAAGUUAUAAGUGGGCCAUAUUUUUGGGCUCAUAUUGGAAUUGAAACAAUUGAAAACAUGAGGAAAAUUCAAAAUCUACUGCUUCUGGAAUAUUCUUCAGGCAGACUUCAUCGACUGUCUUGUGUGAAAGGUGAUUUGAUAGUUGUUGCAAAGGAAAGAGAUGGUGAAGUAUUCCUUUUCAGGGCCGAGGUGUUGUCAAGAAAGCCACAGGAAGUAAGGGCAUGGGCCCUUGAUUAUGGAUUUGUUUUUGAUGUAGCAGCAGACAAUGUAUAUAGUACACCUAACGAUCUAAAUCUACCUCCACAGAUAAAGCUCUGUUUAAUUCAAGGUGUACAAGCACAGCCUAGGGACUCAUUGAUGGUAAAAUUGUCUGGGGCCAUUUUAUGUAAUCUGACACAGAAAAGCAUACCAGCAGGUGAUAUCAUAUUGAAACUUGAUGGUUUUGAGACGUUACAGAAGUUUAUAGAAAUAAGCCCAGAUCAGGACACCAAUACAGAGGUUCUCAAAUUGAUCACAAAUCUGUCAUUUGGUGAAAGAAAGAGAAGGAAAUGGAUAGAAACUGAUAUGAUUCCAGUAUUACUUGGAAAGACAAUGGACCAAACUAAUAAGCUGACUUUGCAGAAUAUUUUAUACUGUCUGACCAACUUAAUCAUCCGAUGUGAUGAGGCAAGAGCCAAGUUUUAUCACAGCCAAGGUAUAGAUACUAUUUUAACAGUCCUCAUCACUUCUCAGAGAAAUUCAUCUGUAUCUCGAGCUGCUAUACAUCUUCUAAAAGCCUUCAUCCAAAGAUUAAAUCAAGCAUCAACAGAAUGUUUACCAACGAACAUGUCAUUGCGAUCAGGAAAAAAUUCAAACCAUAUGAAAUCCGAGAUGGACAAACUACUUCAAGAAAUGUCUGAUGUUCGAUUGAGGAAAGGAGAAAUACAAUAUGCCAUUCCAGAAGACAGACUUAGUCAUAAUUUUUCACAUGAUGAUCAAGAAGCAAUGCGACCUAAACCAGCUGAUAUUGGACAGCAGCCUCCAACUAAGCAGCAGUUACUUGAUAUGAUGGAAGGUAGACACAAUUCAGAUUUAGACCCUAUACCGAUCAAUGCUUGUGCAAAGAGUUUUGACAGCAAGAAAUAUUUUAUAAAAGACCAAAUAGUUGACAUCCAGACAGAUUCACUGCAUGAAUUGAGGCCAAAUAAGACUUUAUCCACUGUAUCUGCCUCAUUAAUAUCCACUCAUGUCUGUGGAAUGCUUAACAAUCGUAAAGGUGGUGAGAUUAUUUUCGGAUUAUCCACAAUAUCAAAGGCAGAGGGAUUAAAGGCAUCUAGGGAUGAUCGAGAUGAGUUUAGACUUGGUGUAGAUAGAAUGAUGACAGAUAAGUUGUCUCCCCCUGCCCUGCAUUCUUUGUUUGAUAUGGAGUACCAUCAGGUUGUAGAAGAGAAUGAAGAUUCAGGAAGAUUAAUACCAAUACCAGAUUUGUAUAUUAUUGUUAUCAGAAUAAAACCAUCAAAAGGUAGUUUAUAUACAAUGAAGAGAGACAAUACUAGUUAUAUCAGAUUUGGUUCUACUACAGCUCUAUUAUCUAUGCAGGAUUUAAGAAAUUUGGUUAUAUUAGAAGAAGAGGACAGAUACAGAUCACAGAUCAUAGAGCUACGUCAUAAAUUACAAGAACAUUAGCAAUAGCUGUAUUUGAGAGCUACGUCAUAAAUUACAAGAACAUAAGCAAUAGCUGUAUUUGAGAGUCCAGUUUCAAUGACAGUGUUAUAACUAGUACAUUAAUAAGACUUCUGAAAAACUGAAUGUUCCUAGGCCGACCUUUAAUUUUAAGUACAUGUGUCCUUUUGUCAAUGCCAACAAUUCUAGUGUUGGACCUCACUAGGGUAAUGAGAAAAAGAAAACAUAACUCUGUUUCUUAAUACUUGUUGUAAAAUUAACAUUUGUGUUCAUUAUUAAGUUGUAUAUGAUUAUUUCUGAAUUGCAUAAAAAGGUUAAUAUUGUUUCACUUCAUUUCGUUUAUCAUGUCAGUUAAAGAAAACCUGAUAAAAACAGUUCAAUUUAUUAAUAUAGUGUUAAUUCCCAUAAAUGACAAGACUUGUGUUAAUUUUACAACAAUAUUAAAUUAAAAAGAAAAUGUAGUUUUUAGGACUGCAGCUAUCAAAUAUUUGGAACAAAAAGCGAAAUACUAUUAGGUUUGUGUAGAAAUUCCACCUACAUAAAAUGUUAUAUGUUUAUCCAAAUACAAAAUUAUGCCAACUUUUUUCUCUUAAAAAUUCUGCCCCCGCUUAUCCCCCAUGAGACUUCACUGUUCAGUGCUUAUCCGAAAGGUUUAUGUUGUAAAUUGCAUUCCAUUUGAUCUCAAAUCUUAAUUUCCCUAAAAUAUUAAUAAAGAUUUUGAAGAACCAAAAA